Messenger RNA from Nannochloropsis gaditana CCMP526, 3054 nucleotides. Its product is annotated as subtilisin-like serine peptidase. Gene Ontology annotation, molecular function: serine-type endopeptidase activity. Gene Ontology annotation, biological process: proteolysis. Bases 1 to 3054 code for a protein of 1017 amino acids. The transcript has 2 exons. The record is from RefSeq and is a predicted model, not a curated record.
AUGGGCCGGAAGGGGUUUUGCGGUGAUCUUAGACACUUCUUCCUUCUCAUCGCUGUGGCAGGCUUCCUUGUGCAAAACACACUCUGUGCGUACAGCGAGAAUGCCGAGUCCGAUGUUGAUCAGAUGAUCUUUCCUGUGCCAUCAUCGGGCGACGACGAUUCAGGCGCUUCUGUGGUGGACGCCAUCGAAGGCUCUUCUCCUAACAUCACGUUGUGCCCUCCUGAUACUGUUUUCAUGGCUGAAAUAUUUAGUGCGGAUGUCGAAGGAGAGCUUCCUGAACGUGAAGAUGUGCAGCUUGUGACAGACUUUCAGUGGAACCGCUUUUUAAAUCUGAGUGACCCGGCCCCUUUCUUUCUGUGCGCCACGAACGGGCACAGAGGGUACAGUGAGAUGAUGAACGCAUUCAAUGAGACGUUCGUGCUCCCGCUUUUUGCGAACGCGACCUUGACGUGUCAGAUCGUGCAUUCGACCGCACGCCGCGUCCUAAACUUGACAGCCACCCUGCCUCAAGUGACCUAUGGUGCUCCCGUGCCCUCCGUCAUGAAGAUCUCAAAGGAUAUUCUGCGUCGCAUCAUUGAUGGUUCUUUUUGGAAACGCUCAGCUCCCAGGCUUCGACUUGUCGUGAGUCCUGGUCUCGAGCACGAUGAGUCGGGUCUGAUGAAAGUUCUUCAACGCAUCGUAACCAGCUUGCAGUCGGGCACCUUUGUAGAGGCGGUGGAGGAGGACUUCGAGUGGACCGCUGUCGAGACCGCAAGUAACUCUACCGCUGCGGCUGCCCAACAAAGUCGACGUCGACAAAAGCGUGAGCGCUUGCGGCAGCGGCGGCUCGGUACUGGGUUGGGUGGGGAUGAAAAUGAGGACACGAGCCAGCCUUCUGCCGGGGACGACAGCGACAAGCUUUUGAGGAGAAAUAGUGCAAGACAAUGGUCGCAGCAUAUCAAUCCGGUGCUUGAAGGUGAUCUUUCCUGCGAUUUCUCAAACGUGGGGGCGUCUAUCCAGUAUCCUUAUCUGCGACUCAGCGGCUUCGACAACCUGGCCUUGAAAGCAGACGGAAAGAGAAGACUUGAGCAAGCAUACGACUCCAACAGCACCAUAUCUGAUCAGUCUGCAUGCCUUUUGGCCUUGUUGGCAUUUGUGAGCAGCGACCCGGCCGUGCUGUACGUUGAGGAGUAUUCCUCUGUUGUUCUGUACAAUGCCGCGGCUGCUCAUCUAACGCAGUCAGGUGACGAUGGACAGUACAACCAAGCUACCAGCUCUUUCCCGCUCUACGACGUGGGUCUGGACGGUACAAAUCAGGUGGUGCAGGUCGUCGACACGGGCGUCGAUCAGAACAGUUGUUUCUUCAGCGAUGCCAAAGGUCCUCUACCGACGACUACCAUAAGCGAGGCUGCUUUCGACUCGAGCAGACGAAAGAUUGUCCAGUACGUGCAAUGGGCGGACAGCACAGACGUGGAAAAUGGUCAUGGGACCCACGUGGCGGGAACUAUGGCAGGAGUCAGUUUGGAUACGUCCAUGGACAUGUCAUCCUACGAAGGAGUGGCGCGCGGCGCGAAGCUGGCAUUUUUUGACAUGGGUUUCAGCUCUGGGGGUCUGACUUUGCCGUCCAACUUCGCGACGCGCCUUUUCCCGCCGGGAUACGCUGCGGGAGCGAGGAUUUUCAGUAACUCUUGGGGCACACCGUCAGCCAAGUUUUAUACAUCGGCAGACACAGAGAUCGACAAGUUCAUGUAUGAGUACGAUGACACUCUGGUGCUCGUGUCAGGAGGCAAUAAAGGACGCGAAGGCAUUGGUGGUGUCGCAAGCCCUGCCCUAUCCAAGAACGUCUUGUCAGUGGGAGCCUCUUUGAGUAAUCGAUACGCCGACUUGGAUCCCACUCAUGUAGCCUACUUCUCAUCCUGGGGUCCAACAAAAGAUGGCCGCAUCAAGCCAGACAUUGUUACUCCCGGACGCCGGCUAGUCUCGGCUGCGUCGGGAGCAACCUGCGGAGUCACUAUCAAGCAGGGCACGUCCAUGGCCUGUCCUGUAGCAGCGGGAUCCGCCGCGAUGGUCCGGCAGUAUUUCGUGGAGGGAUGGUACCCGCGCGGAGUGAAAAGAGCCGCCGAUGGUUUUGUUCCAACAGGUGCUCUGCUCAAGGCGAUGCUGAUCAAUUCUGCAGUGCCUAUGGCAGCGUUUGAUUUCAACAACGGGACGCUACUGCCACUUGGAUUGCCACCUGAUGUGUAUCAGGGCCAUGGACGGAUCAAGCUCGCCGACGUGCUGCCUAUCAAGAGCCUGGGGGCGACUACCACGCCGAACCUGUACGUUGUGAAUGGAGCCAGUAUCAAGGAGGAAGAAAAGCACGUGUACAAGUUUAGCAUCCCCGCCACAGGAAAGAGUCCGGUCAAGAUCACGUUGGUGUGGAUCGAUCCUGACACAACAGCUAGCUCUGCGACGACUGUGUUGCAUGACCUGGAUCUUAUGGUAUACAGUCAGAAAGAAGGCUCGUCCUACUUUCCCAACGGUCGAACGAAUGCGGACAACGUGAAUACGGUCGAAAAAGUCGCACUGUACUCGCCCACGCCGGGUGACACCUUGACCGUGACAGUGACCGCGACGUCUGUUGCCACUCGGCCCGAGCAGCGAUACGCUUUGGCGGCUUCCGGGAACUUUGUGUCGGGGGCAUGGUACUGUCAGUCUCCUCGAUCGUCCCGUGCUGGGGAGGUGUUUACUACCGAGAACUGCGAUCAGAGUUGCGAUAACAACGGCUUUCUGAAGGAGCCUGUGUGUUGCGACGCAUCAGCUGGGAGCGUGUGCAGUGCCCAAGAAAUCGCCGCUGCUGCUGCCGUUGGUCUGGAAUGUGAUGCGGCAACUCGGCCCAUCGAAUGUCCGGCGCCGGUCCCUGUAGUACCACCGACGAAAGCCCCGACAAGGCGCCCGACAAGGUCUCCGACGGAAGCCCCGAUAAGAUCUCCAACGAAGCCUGUCACGGGGGACUGGUACUGUCAGUUUCCUCGAUCAACUCGCAGCAACGAUGCUCAGACCAUUAGAAACUGCCUCCACUGCAGCGCGGCCUGA